GGGGAGAGGACCGCGCUGCGCCGCCCACCCGGCCACCCGGCCGCGAGCUGGGACGCGUGGGGCCUCGCGGCCAGCGGCACCAUGAAGGACCGCAGUAAGGGAUGCUCCUCGGAAUGCACAGGAGAAGGGGGAUCCCCGAAGGUGGCGAAGACCUUCGAGGCUAAAGAUUUAAUAAUCACAGCAGCCACCACUUUGAAGGCUAAACCAGACCCGAAUAAUCUGGUUUUUGGAACUGUGUUCACGGAUCACAUGUUGACAGUCGAGUGGUCCUCUGAGUUGGGAUGGGACAAACCUCACAUCAAGCCUUUUCAGAAUCUGUCACUGCAUCCUGCCUCAUCAGUUUUGCACUAUGCCGUAGAAUUGUUUGAAGGUUUGAAAGCAUAUCGAGGGCACGAUAAUAAAAUUCGGCUGUUUCGGCCAGACCUCAACAUGGAGAGAAUGUAUCGCUCUGCCGUGAGGGCGACUUUGCCGGUAUUUGACAAGGAAGAGCUUCUACAGUGUAUCCAGCAGCUUGUGUCUUUGGAGAAAGAAUGGGUCCCCUAUUCCACCGCUGCUAGUCUAUAUAUUCGUCCCACACUCAUCGGGACUGAGCCUUCUCUUGGAGUCAAGAAGCCCACCAAAGCGCUGCUCCUCGUAAUCCUGAGCCCAGUGGGACCUUAUUUUUCCAGCGGAUCCUUCAAGCCAGUGACCUUGUGGGCCAACCCACAGUACGUCAGAGCCUGGCAAGGUGGAACGGGGGACUGCAAGAUGGGAGGGAAUUACGGUUCCUCUCUUUUUGCCCAAUGCCAUGCGAUGGAGAAAGGAUGUCAGCAGGUCUUGUGGCUCUACGGAGAGGAUCACCAGAUAACUGAAGUUGGAACAAUGAAUCUUUUCCUUUACUGGAUAAAUGAAGAUGGAGAAGAAGAACUGGCAACUCCUCCGCUAGAUGGCAUCAUUCUUCCAGGAGUGACGAGGCAGAGCAUUCUGGACCUGGCACGCGAGUGGGGUGAAUUUAAGGUGUCAGAGAGGUACCUCACCAUGGGCGAUCUGACUAGCGCCCUGAGUGAGAACAGAGUGAAGGAGAUGUUCGGCUCUGGGACGGCCUGCGUUGUCUGCCCAGUUUCUGAUGUACUCUACAAGGACCAGAUGGUACACAUUCCAACAAUGGAGAAUGGGCCUAAGCUUGCGAACCGUAUCUUGGAAAAAUUGAGUGAUAUCCAGUACGGUAAAGAAGAGAGUGCCUGGACAAUCCUAGUAUCCGAAUGAGAACUGCAGAUCAGCCAUGUGCUAUCGAAAAGGCCGCUGCCCUUGGAUUGUGAUAGAUUCCUCAAGCAACCUGUCAGUAGUUGUUUAUGAUGUAGUUUGUCUUAUUUGCGUGUUAAAGGAUGAUUUCUCUUUUUCUUGUGCCAGAGAACAUGAAUUGUCAUCAUCAGAUAUUAUUUUAUAAACUUGGGUGCAGUUGCUUCCUUCCCCUCUUCCCAGAAAGAUAAUGUAAGCCAUAUAAGGUAGCGUUUUCCUCCGUAAUUUGAGUGCCUCCCUUAGUACUUCACUCAGAUCCAAAAUGUUGAUUCCUUAGUGGAAUGUGUGCCUCUUCAACCAAAUGAUAGCUGUGUGUGUGUGGAGGCUGACUUACACAAAUUCUGUGUGAUGUGUCAUUAUUCUUAGGAACACUCAGAAAGUGUUUUAUUUUCUUCCCGAAGUCAAGAUCUUGAAAAACUUGAUUUCUUGCUGUCACAUGUUUCUGCCGGUCCCUAAUGCACCUGUGCACCUGUAGACCUGAGUGUGGUCUCUGUUGCCUUGUCCGUGUAGUACUGUAGCUGCCUGCUCAUCAGGCUACUGUAAGACUGAGGGUCUCAUGCCUUACAGAUCUUUGUAUGCCCACCGCCUGGCACAGAGUGUGUACUCAGUAAAUAUCUCAUUGAAUGAAUGAACAAACACUUAGCUUCGGUAGAAGUGCACCUUCUAUGUAUAUUAUGAAACCUCUUUCUUAGAAUUGUGACUCACUGUGACGGUGUGUAAUAUUUACCUCAUUAUCCUCAUUUUCCACGGACUCCUAAGUUAUUAGAGGUACUGAGAGCUGUAGUGAGUGAAGACGCUUGGAAUUAAAGCAAUAGCCCUGGAGAGAAUUGUGAUAUUAUCCCAGCCAAAUGGUGAUGGCACAGGUCGUAGGUGAGGUGUUAAAUGUGAAAUAGACUGUUUGAGGGGAGGGGUUGAAACCAGGGAGAUGGGCUGUCUUAUGCUUUGUUUUUGUAGGUGCUCUUCUCUGUUGAAUGAGGAUUGACUGACGCCUGGUUAUGGGGAAGGGGGCGCAAUUACAGAUGCUGUUUUCCUCCCUUAAGAGCUGAGUUAAACGUUGUAUCCUUUCUGAGUUUAUCUAGGGGAAAGUGAAAUCUUGACAGAAAACAUUACCCUUGGAAGGUCAACUCACAGACACUGUAUUUUGGUUUCCCUCAGUCCUAAUGCCUUUCAUCUUGCUGAUCAUAUUUCAUUCUCUUUUCAGAGCAGGGGAGAAAACAUUCUAGAAGUUUGAUGCAUUGGAAAAUUUUCCUUCAGGCAUUUAACAGCACUUAGCAAGUGGGCUUUGAUUCUUCUCCGGACCUUUUCGCUGUAGGGUCUUUUUUGAGACAGGAAUGGUAAAAUGAAAAUUAGAGAAGGCUAAGAUGAAAAGGAAUGGUGAAAGUAUCUUUUUAAUUGGUGAUCUGAACUCGUAGGCAAGUCUUCUCUUUUAGGCCUGGGCUGCUCUUAAAAAAUUGAGUGUUCUAACGCCAUACUGUUGACUUUGCUAAACCUUUUGACCUCAUUCUUAAUAUAGCAAUCUCAACAAGACUCCCAGGUAAUUUUUACUAUGAAGUAGGGCAUAGUUGGACUGAUUCCUAUGAGGAAGGGAAAUGGCUUGUUUUUCGUACAGGUAUUUCAUACUGUGCAUUCUAAAUUUAGUGUGCCCGUUGUGAAAGUGGGAGAACAUGUUUAUAUCAUUUCUUACAUAAGAACAUGAGAGCACGGUGAACCCUUUCCACCAGACUCAGUAAAAGCUAAAGAUAAUACAUCUUAAAAACUGGACAUCUCUUCAUGUGGGGAACACAAUCUGCCAUUCUUUUUUAAGUAAUAAGACAGGAAAUUGGCCUUGAUACUGACUUGUUAAAAUUGAAAAGGAACAUCUGCACUUCUUUUUUUCUUGUGCACUAUUUGUUUAAUUGCAGUGGAGUCAUACCGUCACAUUAUAUUACUAGGCAAGAGUGCCACAUUAUCACUAGGCAAUUUUCCAUUCUUCAAGACUUAGUUAUCACAUCACUAAUUGAUCAUUUAAGGCAUAAGAUAGUCUAGCAGUAGGAACAUGUGAAGCUAAUCUGCUCAGAAAGAUCAACAAAUUAAUAUUGUUGCUGAUAUUUGCAUAAUUGGCUGCAAUUAUUUAAUGUUUAAUUGUGUUGAUCAAAGAGAUUCAGCAAUUCACAUGUGAAUGACUGUAAACAGAACUGGUGGCAGUUGAAAUGAUAAUGAUUAACUUACUUUGCAUGUUCUCUUCCUCCCACUUUUCCUCGUUUUACGUUUUAGACAGAGUUUGUCAGUUUUUCUCGAACACGUGAGUACAAACCAAGAUUUUAAAAUGAAGUGUUCAAAUGUAGAUAAAACCAGAUUAUUUCCUGAAAAGAUUUUCUGUGAGAUAUUUGUUGUUGUGGCCGCCCUUUGUUUGGGUGUAGCACAAGAAGACCCGGUUCGGGGAUGGAUGUGUUGCCUGCUCUCCAGUACCGUGCGGCUGGUGCGAAUCAGUGAAUUAGUAAUAGCUGGGUAGGCCUUUGCUUUCAAAAGGAAAAGGAAAAAGGACAAGGAAAAAAAAGAAAUGACUGAGAAACCUUGUUAGGGAACCAUAUCUUUACACUUCAAUACGCCUCUGUUCUUUUUUUCUCAAAAGAAAGAUAACUUUAAGAAAUAAGGAGAGAAACCAUAUGGUCACAUGAGACAUCAACUCCCCUAAACACAUGCGCAGUCUGUGUUGCUCAUGAUAGGUUAAAAGUUCCUUAUCUUAAAAUUGGACCUAAACGUGUGAUCUUAUUUGCCUUAAAUCUGAGCACUGUUGGGCAUGUGAAGGCCUUUAGUGAGUCUAGCCCGGUCUGUAUGAUUGUAAGGACUUCAUUAAACCUGCAGUUUCAAGUCCACUUCAGGGGGGAUUCUGUUAUGAAAACAACUGCUAAAAUGAUUGUGUCUCUUUACCUGCCCCCUUCAUGCUCUGACAUGGUGUUCUGGUUCUUUUCAAAACUAUGUGUGUAAUUCACUCUUAAGAUUGGGGAAAAUGUCUUUGAUAAUGUUUGUUCACUUUCAGCGGAUCGUAUUUUCUGAAACAUUUAGAGCAAUAAAUAUUCUUCAGAUGCACCAAGGCGAAAGGCUUAGUGUGAGGGGUCAGCGGUCCCUUUCAUGUCCUGGUUCUAAAUGUGAUUGGAGAACCCUCGUAAUGUGGCCCUCCUCUUCUGUGUGUAUGCAAAAAGUUGUUACAAAAAGUAGUAAUGCUGACAAGUAAUUUUAGUGGACAUUUUAUAGCAAUGUCUCUUUGGUUUUGCUACAAGUAGAAUUCAUUUAGCUAUCCAUGUUCCAGAUACCCUCCCCAAAUGAGGCGCAAAGGGUAGUAAGUGUGCAUUCUACAUAAAGAGCAGGGUGAUUAUAAUUCAUUUGCCAAAUAUUGAUCGAGCACGCAGAAAAGUGCAUCUUACACAACCAGCAAUAGGGUAGAGAGUUAGUUUUAGAAAAUAAGUAAUAAGUAAACAUUACCUCAUGAAGUUUAUAGUCUAUUACUUGAACUAAUUUUAGAUGUAAAAGCAGUAUUUGUGAAGGAUUCAAUGAAGGUAAGAGAGAAAAGUCAGAGCACAUCUCUCAUAUCAAGAAAUCACAGUGAAAAUUCCAUCUCAUUUUUUUAAGGACAGUGUUCCUGUUUGCAUCUCUAGUGCAAAAGUACUCAGUAAGGUAGUAUUUAAGGUUGUUAAUCCACUGCGUGUGGUGUGAAUUACCUCCUGGUUUGUGGCUUCCUGUCCACCUAGAAUGUUGUCUGCAUUCUUUUGGAGUAAUGUUAUGGUACAUCUUGCAGAAUACUGUAGAUUUCAGCAUACUUGCUGGCUGAUCUUUUUAAAUUCAAACCCAGAUAAUAUUGAACUAAAGACAGUAAUCCUAUUUUUAAAUUCAAACCCAGAUAGUAUUGAAAUAAACACAGUUAUCCUAGAGUGCAUUUUUUAAGAAAAUGUUGAUUAUGAAUCAGGCUGUUUAAACUGUUAGCUUGAAGGUGAUAGACCCAGCUACUCAGAAAAUACCUUUCAUUUCACCAUGAUUUUUCACAAUUUGAAGUUUUUACUAAAAAAGGCCAUUUAAAUAUUGGAAAGAUUAAUUUUUAUCAUUUCCACAAAGCCCCCUUAAAAUGCAAAGAUAGAAUAUGGUAAUUUAUUUUUCAUUCUUAGCAUACAGAACAUAAUAAAAGACUUCUCAUAGUUCAUCUGGGAAGGUUGAUCAUGAAACAUCGAUAAGGUGGCAUCUGUGAGUGAAUAAUUUGCUGGGGUCAGAUAGAUGUAAACAUUUUCCAAUACAUGCAUUUUGAGUCUUAGCAACUAAAGUGCUGUUUAAAACAUAGAUUCAAGAAAUUCGAAAGUUUUGAGUUUUCUCCCUGGAAGUACAUUUUCCAUACCUUGAUAAACCCAAUAACAACACUUAAAAUCUAAGUUGCUUAAUGUAAUCCCCUAUUAUUGGUAUGGCAAGAAUUAAUGUAAGCUGUGGUGUUGGAAUAAAUUAUAGUUUCACUAACAGCUUUCUCUGCCUGUCCAGUAUCACAGUGGUGAGGUUCCUUGUUAUCUGUUACUGAAUUAUGGGAAAAAAAUGAGUGAGAGAAGUUGUCAGAGGAAGAACAAGUGAAGGUAGCAAAGGGAAGGAAUGAUGAGAGAAGAAAACCAAACUCACCUCUGUUGUCUAAAAUAGCUUUUCCAUAUUUUGCCACGCACUGGGAUCUUCAGUCUUUAAUAUGUGUCAAAUGUAAAUAGUGCCAUUAGGAAGUAAGUAACUGACACUAGUGACCAGUCCAUCAAAUCUUAGAACUGGGCCCCAGUCUUGAGUUAUAAUCUGACAGUUGUGUUAGGGAGAUUCCACUCUAGAUUGCUACCAGUUUGGGCAAGACUUUAUAAUUGCACAGUAUAUAAGAUCUACUGUAUCAUUUCUUCAGCCAUUGUAUUCUAAUACUUAUGAAUCAUUUUGAAGCCAAAUAAGUGACAAGGAAUAGAUUAUGGCUAGUUUUUGCUUAGAAAUAUUAUCCCCCCCAACACACACACGCGCACCCUUUUCCCUGAUGAAAGUCUGCAGAUUUGGAAAUUGAUUGAAUAUUACUUAGCUUUUACCUGAGAUAUGCAACAGGCUGCGGUCUUCUCAGAUUGGGUUCACAUGGUCAUUGAAAUCAUUCUCAGGGUUAAGAAAUGCAAAUAUUCUUCUCAAUUUCUGCAUUACCCCGGAGUUUUUCAGGAGGGCAGGAAUUCUUUAAGAGUAUGGCUCGAAGCACAUUUGAAUCACAUCUUUAAAAUAAGCUAGCUAACCUGUUGGCAUCUGUAAAUUCUGCAGACGUUUCCCUGGUAAUCACAACAAUGAAUAACCCACAGUAUACCGAGUUAGCCAACACACAGAGCUGGAGCCUGGCCCUCACUCUCAAAGAACUUUUACCUAUUUGUUAGGGUGCCCGAGAACAAAUAAAUAGUUUGAGAGAAUGUUUUAAAAUGAGAUCUUGUAGACAGGAAUAGAAAAUCAGUUUCACUGGAAUUUGUAGCAUCUCUGAUUGCCAUAUUCCUCAAGUUGUGUGGUGAUUCUUGAGAUUCUCUUUAAGAAAAUGCAGGUAGAAGGAAAUAAACAGUCUGUAAAGGAGGGUUGGCUUUUGUGAAAAAUUGUUUAAAGGUUAUGCUGAAAGGAUUUCAGCCUGCUACAGUGUAAUAAUGGAAAUGCAGAAAAUACAGUGGACAAAAAGGAAACUACCUCAUUCUGUGAAGGUUUUGUAGAAGCACAAUUAAACAUUCUCAAAUGGCUUUGUUGCCCGAGAGCCAUCUGGUGUGAAGAACUAUGUUUGUUUGUCUAAAGGACCUGAAGUAAUUGUAUUUUGCUGGCAAUAGACACAUUCUUUAUUGUUUGCAGGUUCCUCAUCAAAUCUAUAAUUACGCAGUUUCUGUCAUCAAUAAAACAACUUAAAGGAA
Molecule: messenger RNA, 7178 nt
Organism: Chinchilla lanigera (long-tailed chinchilla)
Lineage: Eukaryota; Metazoa; Chordata; Mammalia; Rodentia; Chinchillidae
Gene: Bcat1
Product: branched chain amino-acid transaminase 1, cytosolic
Biological process (GO): L-valine biosynthetic process; L-leucine biosynthetic process
Cellular component (GO): mitochondrion
Molecular function (GO): branched-chain-amino-acid:2-oxoglutarate transaminase activity
Source: RefSeq, a predicted model, not a curated record